Protobothrops mucrosquamatus (brown spotted pit viper) is the source of this 738-nucleotide messenger RNA. RefSeq names its product platelet-derived growth factor receptor-like protein. The transcript has 3 exons. The record is from RefSeq and is a predicted model, not a curated record. Lineage: Eukaryota; Metazoa; Chordata; Lepidosauria; Squamata; Viperidae. The annotation marks the transcript as partial.
ACACACACACACACAUACCUUGAAUUGCUUCUUUAUACAGAUAAAGAAGAAUUCUUUGUUCCUGCUCCCAGCUAUUUUGAAGUGGUGUACCUCAACCCAGAUAAACCUGCUGUGAUUCCCUGCCGAGUCACCAACCCAUCAGCAAAAGUAACUCUUCACCAAGAGUUUCCAGCAGAAGAAAUCAAAGUGGAUGGGACCAACAUUAUCUAUGAUGCCAAGAAGGGUUUCAUCUACCAACAUCCAACCUCUGAUCAGAAAGGAAUAGUUUACUGCAGAGCUGAAUCAUGGGGGACACCUCAGAUUUCUAUUAAAUACCAAUUGCUUUAUGUUGAAGUUCCUUAUGGACCUCCUUCAACUACAAUCAAAGCAUCAUCUAAUAAAUUACAGGGCGGGGGUGAUGUUAAUGUUUUGUGCACAGUUUUGGGGCAGCCAGAUAUAGAAGUGGAAUUUAAUUGGAUAUAUCCAGGGCAACAGUAUAAAAGACCAGUAAAUAUCCAAGACUCUUGGAGGUUGAUUGAUAGAGGAGUUGGUCAUACUACAAGAAUCUCUGAGAGCAUUAUUACUGUUGAAGAUCUGGAAACCAUUGAUGCUGGAAACUAUGUAUGCAUUGCUCAGAAUCUUCGAGGACAAACCACAGUAGCUACUCAGGUUGAACUAAUCUGAGGUCUCCAGGCAGAUGGAACAAGAAAUAGACUGACUAGUUCCUGACUAGCUUUAAAACUGGAACUGGAAAUACAU